AUGGCGAACGGAAGUUCCGCCGCGGGUCCAUCCAACGCGGGUUCGUCUAAUUCGGACGACACCUCUUCGAACAAAAACGAGACAAAGACUCAGAAGACUAUCCGAGAGCUCAAACAACAAAUUGAGUUCUUUAAGGAUGACAAAGCCCUUUUCGCCGCAGACCAGAAGAAGAUCGUGGAUCGUCUCAAGGCCCAUGUCAAGCAGCUCGAAACAACAAACGAUGACAAUGUCGUUACCUGGUCGAGGGGUAUGGCGAAUGAUCUACUCUGGCUGAACCAGGCGGGCGACAGCGGCUAUAAGAACGUUCUUGGGGGCAAACCCUCUGCUCAAAUCAAGAUUCCCCAAGAAGAACCUAUUGUUAAGACCAAUUCGAAGAAGCGAGUACACCGACCAAAGACGUCAAUUCAAAUAAACGAUGACCACUUUCGUGACCGGUUGAAUAACAUUUUGCAGUCCGGACAAUCCUUCAUGUUCGUUCACUUACGCUAUCGUGCAUUCAUUGACAAAAACACGGGAAUGCCAAUUGAUCCCGCUCCAGUCAGGCCUAUCCUCAGCACACUGGAUAUCGAUGAGAUUACCAAGGUUCCAGUAGGUAUCCUUAGCGAUUGCACCCCGCCCACAUACAAAGCAACAAGAACCAAUCCUCGAGCUGGCAAGAGCUGCGUCCUGAAGCCUAUCAUGCCCCAGCCAAAAGAGAAAGAUGCCGUCCAGUACGUUAUAACCGGCGAUGAUCAGACCCUUAUCUCAAGAGGAGACAUCGAGUGGUAUCCUAGUUUUGCGCAGUUUGAUGAUGAGGCCCGCCAUAAGAAGUUCCAAGAGCUAGCCAAUGACGCUCGCCUAAGGUACGGCAGAAAAUACCUGUCCCUUCUUGCCGCCUUUGAACCAAUCAACCGCAAAUGGAUACAAGCAAGGAAACUCUGGGAGUUCGAACUGAUUACUGAACUUUGCAAAAACCCCCUCACCCGCUGGCCCAAGGGCACAUCCGCAGAGGAAGUUGCUGCCCUAGGCUUUGAAGAACUCAUUACUACCGCGGACGAAAUUAUCCCCAAUGUGAUGCGCGCCCCGACCAUCGUCGACACAGCUCUUAUGCAGGAAAAGUCCAAGGAUCUUGCAGAUGACAUUGAAGCCCAGACGGAAGCCGCUAAGGUGAUCAAGUUUCUUAAAAAGAGACACGGCAAGGGCGGAACGAAACACUCUCGUGCAGUAUCCCUGGACAGUUCCGAUAUCCUCAAGCGUCCCAUAUCAAAGCGCUCAUGCGAACAGUUCGUGGAGUACCUGAAGCAACGAGUGCAGCAAGAGGAUCCUGACAUUGAACUCCCCCAGUUCACGGACGACGCCGCUAACAAUGUCCCUAUUUACGAAAGCUUCAUGGGAAAUCUGGGUUUUGCACUGGACGAUAUUGAGCGGAAGGAUUGGAAGAAAUAA
Molecule: messenger RNA, 1425 nt
Organism: Aspergillus mulundensis
Lineage: Eukaryota; Fungi; Ascomycota; Eurotiomycetes; Eurotiales; Aspergillaceae
Exons: 1
Coding region: 1-1425 (474 amino acids)
Source: RefSeq, a predicted model, not a curated record